AAGAAGAAGAAGAAAGAGAAGCAAUGAAAAAUUCAAACCCCGGAAGCAAUUUGCGUUGCCCUCACUGCGCUGGCCCUCUUUCCAAAGAGAUGGACACAAGUGAAUGGACUGUUGCUCCACUUGUGAGGGAUAGUUUUUCUAUGAUUGGCUCUGCUGUUGGUGGCACUACGAGCGCGUUCUACGGCUUCAACCUUGUUAUGCCGGUAGUCAGGAAAUAUGUAAAAGGACCCAUGUGGGUGCAUUUUCUUGUUGGGACACCGCCUGUGAUAGUGUUAUCGUCUGCUUGUGCAGGAGUGGCAGGUGGUGCUGUUCCAGCCCUUGCUCAACUUGCUUCUUCAUCGUACCAUGCUGCGUUCUCGUCGUCUUCGUUGCCUAAAACAUCUCGGGAUGAUAAGGUGCACAAGUCCAGGACCAACUCUACUUUGUAAUUAGACAAAUAUAUAUAUAUAGCAUCUUCGUCCAUUACCUUGAAAUUUUGUAUUGUUUGAGGAUACAAGGA
Molecule: messenger RNA, 499 nt
Organism: Hibiscus syriacus
Lineage: Eukaryota; Viridiplantae; Streptophyta; Magnoliopsida; Malvales; Malvaceae
Exons: 7
Coding region: 24-428 (134 amino acids)
Source: RefSeq, a predicted model, not a curated record